CAAAACCUCAACCAACAUCAAACCCUAGGAAUAAAUACCGCCCUCCUAUAUAUAAAGCCCCAAACCCCUUUUUUCUGAUACAAACCCUAGAUUAGCCGAACCUGCAGAAGAAACCCGUUUGCUUCUUCCCACUCUCUCGAACCCAAAUUCAACACCAGAGAUGAAGAUUGUUGCCGCUUACUUGUUGGCUGCUUUGGGCGGUAAAGCUUCCCCUGCUGCCGAUGAUGUCAAGAAAAUUCUUGAAUCAGUGGGUGUUGAGCCUGAUGAGGCCAGACUUCAGUUGUUCUUUGACCAGGUUUCUGGUAAAGACAUCACAGAACUAGUUGCUGCUGGAAGAGAAAAGCUUGCCUCUGUCCCUGCUGGUGGAGGUGCAGUUGCCGUGUCCGCUGCUCCUUCAGGUGGUGCAGGUGCUGCUGCCGCAGAGGCUCCAAAGGAGGAGAAGAAGGUUGAAGAGAAAGAAGAGUCAGAUGACGAUAUGGGUUUCAGUCUCUUUGACUAAGUGGGAAGGAGCUGAUGUUUACAGCAAGUCUUUGCAUUUUAAAUAUAGCUCAAGUUUUGUUUGCUAUUUGGAAAUGUUCUAGAUUUAUUUUGAGAUUUUAAGUUUCUUUUUAGCUAAUCAGUGACUGAGGCAUUUGGCAGACAAUUAGUUAUAUUGAAUUAUGUUAAAAUGCAUAAUUGCAUCUUGUUUUAACCUCAAGUCCUUUUUUCAUGAAUCCUUCUUAAUGGAUAAAAUCAGAUUUAUUUACAAGA
Messenger RNA from Spinacia oleracea (spinach), 750 nucleotides. Its product is annotated as 60S acidic ribosomal protein P2A. Gene Ontology annotation, molecular function: structural constituent of ribosome. Gene Ontology annotation, biological process: cytoplasmic translational elongation. The record is from RefSeq and is a predicted model, not a curated record. Lineage: Eukaryota; Viridiplantae; Streptophyta; Magnoliopsida; Caryophyllales; Amaranthaceae. Bases 161 to 499 code for a protein of 112 amino acids. The transcript has 4 exons. Gene Ontology annotation, cellular component: cytosolic large ribosomal subunit; ribosome.